GGUGGUGUGGAAAAACCUUUUUUUUAUUUUAUUUUAUUAUUUUUUUGUUUGGGUGGGAGAUUUAGGCCCAAACAUGGCUCCGCUCCCACGUGAUAUUAUUUGAGCAUAGAAAUAGACAAAAAGAGCAAUGCACCUGGACCCUGGUUACUGAUAAGUUUUGGUCAAACCCAUAUUGGACUGAACCCAUGAUACCAUGGAGCUGGCCCAUGUCUCCACCAGGCCUAGGCUUAUUCUUAUUUCUCUCUUCAAACCCAGCCCAAAUUCACAAACUUUAAUUUCAAGUCAAAGUCUCUGCAAAACUAAAAGCACCAUUGGAAACUUGUUGAGCUCGUUUAUGGACUCAUCGUCCUCUGAGAUGUCUCUUUCUUACCGGGACUACCUAACCCUUCUCCUUCUGCGUCCUCUCUUCGCAAUCGCAGUCGUUUUCUCGUUCAUCUCCGUUGGUUGGUGGUUGGCCUGGAAGCUGGUUUUGGUUCACGUUCCUCUGGUGCAAGAGAUUUUCGGGCUGCGGAAGAAGACCGUGAAGCCCAAACCCCAAACUGGUCGCUUUUCUAAAAUUUACAGCACCAUUGAAGCCCGCAAUUCGGCUUCUAAAUGAAAGAAAAGCAUUGGGUAAAUUGGGAAAGCAAACUUGGUAGCUUCUUGUGUGUUUGAAUGGUAAGGAAAUGCAGGGCACCAAGUUUAUUGUUUGAUGCAACAAACAAAUUGGCAUACCAAAUUUCAGGUGCUUGAAGAUUACGAGGUUAUGUUCCUUGUAUUUUCUCAGAUACAAAAUGUAAUUUAUCUGUGGGUUUCCCAAGUUGCAUUUUGUCAAGAUGUAUAAAUAUGAACAAAAUUCUGAAGCAAUGGAACCCAGCAUAAAUUUCAAAUGUGGGAUUUCACUUUUAUCAAAUAGUUUCUUCAAGUCAAAAGGAUCGAACAGCUUAUGAAGUUUCAAGUUCCUAAGGAAAUGAAAACCAGAACAACAAAAAUUGGCCGACAUAUUUAUCCUUGGACUCUCAGUUAACGGGUCAAUGAUGUCAUGCAUAUGAGAAUUAACAAUUUGGAAAUCAUCUUUAUGUAUAAGUUCAUAUACAAGAAGCAAUAUAAUGGUUGGGUUAUAACAAAAAAAAAAACUAUCGACAUCUGUGUAUACACAACUGAGAGACUAUGAUCUCUUGUCGGACAAUCUUGACCCUGUAUCAUCAAAUGUCCUGUGUUCGAAUUUUCCUCCUUCAAUAUCGCUUAUGCAAAAAAAAAGGGGGAAAUUACUCUUGUUGAACAAUAGUAAUUGUCUAUGAAAAAGAAAAGGUCAUGUUAAGUGGCCUCUCUAUUCCUACCUAGAAUGUAAAAAUGAAAUUUGAAAUUUGAAAAAUUAAAAAAGAAAUAGAGAGGAAAAAAAAAAGUUGUGAGGUCAGCGGAGGAGGGAAGAAGACCAUUUGUCUUACUAGAACGACGCCGUUCCCACUUGAGAGGCAAAACCCAUCUUCAACUUCAAAAACAAAAACUCAUUACUCAGUCUGUUUCUUUGUGUCUCUGAGCGCGCCGCUGAGCUUGGUUACCCAGACCUCAUCCAUUUGCGUUGCUUCUUACUUACUACUACUAGUGUUGUCAUUUUGUUAAGCAUUUCUUGCUUUCUUGCUAUGGAAAUUCUUCGAACUUCAUUGCUUCCUGGUAACCCCGUACUCAUUGAAAGCUCUCUCUCACAAAAACCCAACAAUUCCCACAAACCCAAGUUCAUAUUUCAAGCUUCCAUAGACACAACCAACGGUUCUACUGGCACCACACUCUCAAACCAAGCAAACCCACAAACCCAUGUCUCUUUUGCCUCCAAAAAGACCACCAAGCUCAGCAAUAACCCAAGAGCUGGAACCAAUUCUGAAAUUGGUCAUUGCAUUUCUUUACUAAAGAGUAACCCUGUGUGUGACUGUAGACAGAUUCAUGCUCAAGCUCUGAAGUUGAACGCUUUUGAAGAGAAUGGUUGGAUUGGAAACAAGCUUGCUAUGCUAUACUCGAAGAAUAAGGAGUUCUUAGACUAUGCCCGUAAGUUGUUCAACGAUAUUCCCAAGCGAAAGAUUCCCGUUUACGCAUCGUUGAUAAGUGCUUAUUGUCGGUCAGAGCAGUGGGACGACCUGUUUUUGGUGUUUAGGUUGAUGGUUGAUGAAGGCAUGUUACCUGAUAAAUAUGUUGUACCUACAGUUCUGAAAGCGUGUGCUCUGGUGCGGAUGUUAAGGACUGGUAAAAUGAUUCACGGGUUUGUGAUAAGGAUGGGUAUGAACUCUGAUGUUUUUGUUGGGAAUGCGCUUAUUGAUUUUUAUGCCAACUGUGGGGACUUUGGAUUUGCAUUAAGUGUGUUUGAUGCCAUGGGGGAAAGAGAUGUAGUUUCAUGGACUGCCCUUGUUUCUGCUUUCAUGAAUGAAGGCCUUUUUGAAGAGGCAAUUGAGGUUUUCAAGUCCAUGCAGCUGAACGGGGUCAAGCCUGAUUUGAUUUCUUGGAAUGCACUUGUAUCGGGGUUUGCACACAAUGGAGAGAUUGAUUUAGCUCUUCAAUAUUUGGAAGCAAUGCAAGAAGAAGGGUUGAGGCCGAGGGCUAAUACUUGGAAUGGAAUCAUUUCGGGUUGUAUUCAGAAUGAGUAUUUUGAGGGUGCUUUGGAUGCAUUCUAUAAUAUGUUAUGUUUCCCCGAGGAUCCAAAUUUUGUUACAAUUGCAAGCAUUUUACCAGCUUGUGCAGGCCUAAAAGAUUUAAACUUAGGCAGGGCUGUUCAUGGGUUUGCUCUGAAGCGUCAGCUUUGUGGAAACAUGCACGUGGAAGGUUCGUUAAUUGAUGUGUAUUCAAAAUGUGGGAUGAAAGAUUACGCAGAGAAUAUCUUUUCCAAGGCAGAGAACAAAAGUAUUGCUAUGUGGAAUGAGAUGAUUGCAGUUUAUGUAAAUGCAGGAGACGCAAAGAAGGGAUUAGAGCUUCUUAGAGUAAUGCAUCAUGGCGGCUUAAAACCUGACGUGGUAUCUUAUAACACAAUAUUGGCUGGCCAUGCCAGAAAUGGGCAAAUAAAUGAGGCAUAUGAGUUGUUUUAUGAGAUGGUCCGGAUGGAGUUGAAGCCAAAUAUUAUUUCUUUCAACGUUUUGAUUUCUGGUUUUCAACAAUUUGGGCUUAGUUUUGAAGCUUUGAAAUUGUUCCAGACCAUGCAAUCCCCAUUGAAUGGUUGCAUGGGUAAUGAUGUGCUCCAUGAGUCAACCCAACCAAACUCCAUUACUAUUGCUGGUGCUCUUGCAGCUUGUGCUGAUCUGAAUCUACUAUGCCAAGGGAAGCAAAUCCAUGGAUACGCGUUAAAGAAUGACUUUGAGCCUAAUAUCUAUAUCUCAAGCGCAUUGGUUGACAUGUAUUCAAAAUGUCUUGAUAUUGUUUCAGCGACUAAAGUAUUCAGGAGAACUGAAGAUAGAAACACAAUCUGUUGGAAUACUUUGAUUGCAGGCCAUGUCCACAACAUGCAGCUGGACCGAGCUCUUGAACUUUUCUGUGAAAUGCUGGAAGAAGGUCUUGGACCAAGCUCUAUUACGCUUAUGAUACUUCUCCUCACUUGUGGUGAUAUGGAAGCUCUGAGAUUUGGAAGAGAAUUACAUGGCCAUAUCAUAAAGAGUAAGCUCGAUCAAUCUAAUUAUGCCCUUACAAGUGCCUUGAUAGGCAUGUAUGCUAAGUGUGGUAGAAUCAAGGAUGCCAAAUCGCUGUUUGACUUUGAAGUUAAAAAAGAUGCUUCUGUAUGGAAUUCCAUGCUAUCUGCUAAUUCGACUAAUGGAAUGGCCAAGAGGGCCAUUGCCUUGUUUGGAGAGAUGGAGUUAGCAGCGCCUGUGCCUGAGAUAUAACUUGAGCUUGUGAUCAUGAUAGCUUAGUGGAAGAAGGAUAAAAAUGUCUCAAAUAAUUAAAUAAUAAGUUUUGUGCUCUUUAUGGUGCUAUAUGAGCUUCUCUUUUUGGCAUGUGGAUUGUUGGUUAUUCGGGUAGUGCCAGUUUACUUGAUGAGGCUCUUGACUUCAUCAGACAAAUGCCCGUGUACCUGAUGCUUUUAUACAAGCUACUCUUCUACUAGCUUGUGGAGUCAGGAGUCAAUUGAAAUCCAAAUAUUGUAGAAUGGGCUGCAACAUAUUUUGUUUCAAACUCAAACCAAAUAAUGUUCUCAGUGAUGUGUUUCUCUCCACUAUUGGUCGCUUUUGGGAUGUGGGAAUCCAUGCAGAACUUGAGGACUUUCAUGGAGGAUUGCAAUUUGAUGACUCUAAAAGAGUGAAGCUUUAUAGACGUGGAUACUAAUUGCAUACAUUUGAGGGGACAUAUCACAUUCCAAGUUGGAGGAAACCGUAGAAACAUGGGAGAGGUCAACUGGAAAAUUGGAGGGUGGUGGGUGACUUCCCCAUAGUCAUGUUUUGGAGAACAAAAAAUGAGCUGAUGAGAACGUUCCCUUUGUCUUGCUUGCACACUGAAAGUUUGUUGACAACAUCUCAUUCAGAUGCUAAUUUACAUAUCUAAGAAUUUGUUGUCUCUACUGCCAUAGAUCAGCCAAAGUUGUAUAAGAUUGAUGAGUGGGUGAUCUUUAUGCUUCUAUCACCAUAUGAAGGAUGAGAUGUGUAGAUGCCAAGUUUACCCAAAUCGUAAAUUUUGGAAGUCACUUCCCGACAGUGAUGACAUCAGAGCUGGAGUUAAAAGAGCCUAUGAAGAAUUUUUUGUCUAAGUCUCUAAAUGCCAAACUAGCAAAAACAUUUGAGUAGCCACAAUCUCGUUUCCUUCCAAAUUGAACUUGCUGUUUGAUCAAGGGAGAAUUCUUCUGCAUCAUGUGCCACAAACAACCAGAAAAGGAAAGUGGUUUUGGUUAUUUUUAUUCCUACAAAGUUGCCGAAAAUGUGACCUACCAAGUUGGCUCUUGAGGAGAUCUUUGAAUGUAGCAUGUAACAGGUUGUAAGGUCAGCGCAUAUAUCCACUAGGAGGCACUCAUCAUGACUUUCUCCCAGUCUUUGGAAGGUGUUGAUGUCCCUGAAGAAGCAAGACCACAGAAAAGGUAGUGUAGGCUUUGCUGCUGGGGAUAAUCUUACAUUACUCCUAUGGUCAAGAACUAUUUGCAGGCUGAAGCAAAAUAUUUAUUUAUGCUCUCGCAUUUAUCGGUAGCUCUACUGUUU
Prunus persica (peach) is the source of this 5135-nucleotide messenger RNA. Its product is annotated as pentatricopeptide repeat-containing protein At1g19720. The transcript has 4 exons. Bases 1623 to 3836 code for a protein of 737 amino acids. NCBI's taxonomy places the organism in Eukaryota, Viridiplantae, Streptophyta, Magnoliopsida, Rosales, Rosaceae. Gene Ontology annotation, biological process: RNA modification. The record is from RefSeq and is a predicted model, not a curated record. Gene Ontology annotation, molecular function: RNA binding; protein binding.